AUGGACCGGAGUUUAGAGGAGGCUUGGAAGCGGGCAGAUGAUAUUAUUGUGAGUGCUCAGCAGCAACCUCCUCCACUGAGACCCACAUCUUGUGGGGAAAAAUCUCUUCAGGAAAAACUGUAUGACAUUUAUGUGGAGGAGUGUGAAAAGGAGCCAGAAGCAGAGGGCCUUCGAAGCAAUGUCAACUUGCUAGAAAAGCUUAUGAAGAGAGAGCCAUUGCCAUGUUUAGUGGUCAGCCUGUACCCACAAAACCGGGGCUAUUCUCUCAUGCUCAAGGAUAAAGAUGGAGUCCUUACAGAGCCCUAUUCGGGGCCGUAUGUAGGACAGAAACUGCUUGAAUAUUUGGAUGCUGAAGAGUUACCUUCUUUUCUGAUUGAUAUCCUGGAAAAGUCUCCUGUGAAUGUUUUUCACAGUGGCUGUGUCAUAGCAGAAAUCCGAGACUACAGGGAGUGCGGUGACAUCUACCCUCCCGAGGAGCCUGCUGCAGAGGCUGCGGUGUCCUAUCCUGCUUGCCAAGCCCGGCAUAUUCUCUUACGUCCAACGAUGCAGUCUCUAGUAAGCGAUGUCGAGUCCAUGACAAGUGACAGCAGUCAGUGGACCCAGGAAGAAAAACUGGAGCUUGAGAGCCAACUGAUCUUAGCUACAGCAGAGCCACUAUGUCUGGAUCCUUCUGUCGCUGUCACCUGCACGGCCAACAAAUUGCUGUUUAAUGAGAAGAAGAUAAUGAUAGACUCUAUGAAAAAAUCCUUCAUGGGUCAUGAGUGGUCCUGUCUAGACCCGGAGGAAGAAAAGCAUGCACGUACAUCUCUUCCUGAUGUUGCAACAAUGAUCGCUUGCAGAAAACGAGCAGAGAUCAAACCAGGUGACCCAUACGAUCUGAAGAUCCCUGAAGCAGGAAAGUGUGUAGAUACAUGGAAGCAGAAACCCUGUGAACUGGUCGCUCCUUCAGAGGUGGAUGUGCAGAAAUACGCUAAAGGGAAGCAUGUGCCCCAUGGCGAUGACUCAGAAUCCACAGCCUGGCCAGAUCCUGAGGUAACAUGUGGUUAUUUAUUUGAUUAUGAAAAGGGCUGUCAUCCAUGGGAAACAGAGCCAAGUGUGAUGCAGUCCCUUAGUGGCCCAUUUUUUUCUUCUGAAAUAGGGUCACCGACAGAGGGCAGAUGUGAUAGUCAGAUGUUUCUUCCUCAAGUUGCCCUAAGUGGUUGUUUACUUGGUUCUAUAGCUGGGGGAAAGAUUGAGUCUGGGAAGGCAACGGAUGUGUGCCAAGGGUCUGCCCAGAGCCAGGCUGAAUGCCUAAGCAAAGAGCUGCAGGGAUCCACUGACUCCAUCUGUCUUGGCCAGCCCUCCCAAGGGAUGAAGGCCAAUUCCCCAUCAGUGACAUCCCCAGUCUUAGAGACAAGAGUGAAGAGCCCAGCUCCCCUGUUCACACUACCCUCCACCUCAGAUAAGGGCUCUUCAGCACCCAAUUCUCCCUCAAUAGCAGUCAGAGGUAGGAAGCUUCCAAGACUUGCUCCUCCUCUCCAAUCAGCUAGUCUUCCUCAGCAAACUUUGUGGGGAAUGAGCAGUAUCAAUACCCUUGCUGCAGCUGUCCAGCCCUCUGCCAGCUCAUCAGAAAGCCAUCCAGUCACCCAGAGCCCCAGCAGUGGCACUGCCCAAAAUGUUACCAAUUUGUUUAGCAUAGCACAGGGAUCCCCUGGUUUGAAGAGAGGUUCACCCCAGGUGCAGAGCUUCCCUACUAGUGCCCCAGCAUUUACAGAAACCUCUUCCAGAGACGUUCUGUCUCCUAUAGGUCAGAUGCCCAGUACCCAGACCAGCACACCACAGGGCUCUGUGCAAUUAAUUCUAAAAAGUACUUCAGGUCCCAUAGCUGUCAGGCUUCCAACUGGCACUGUCAUUUUUCGCCCAGAGUCACAAACACAGCAGCCACAGCAACCACACCAACAGCCACAGUCAUGGCUGUAUGCACAGCCAGAGCUGCAGCAGUCCCAGCAGCAGCAGCUGCAGCAGCCCCAGCAGCCCCUGCAGGUCCAGCAGCCCCUGCAGCUCCAGCAGCCCCAGCCCCGACAGCCCUGGCAGCCCUGGCGGCCCUGGCAGCCCCAGCAGCCCUGGCAGCCCUGGCGGCCCUGGCUGCCCCAGCAGCCACGGCAGCCCAGGCAGUCCCAGAAGCCCUGGCAGCCCUGGCAGCCCUGGCAGCCCUGGCAGCCCCAGCAGCCACGGCAGUCCCAGCCUUUGUAUGUGUUCAUUCCAAAACAGCAUCAACCACCUAGGGCUCCUAUCCCUCCAGAGCCAGCACCACAAACUUACCAGGGCAGCCAGGGAGCUAGCGUUCAGCAAUGGGCAGUGCCAACUCAGCAAACUGGUCUCUUUAACUUUGCUGAGGCCAGGAGGGUUUGCCAACCUCAGACAGGUGUGGUGUGCCAGGUGGGUUCUAGCCAAAGUCCUGGGCAGAUCCUUCCUUCACAAAGUUUCCAGCAUCCUACUGCCCAGGUACAGCAGCUAUGGGCUUGGGGCCAGAAUGUGCAGCUGAGAUUCCUGCCGCAUACAGUGUCUGUGCCCAGAGCAGCCACUCAGCCUAGUGAUCAGGGCCACACAGGUGGCCAGUACAGACAUACAGAGAGUGGAGGUCCACCAACCACCCCAAAGUCUUAA
Messenger RNA from Alexandromys fortis (reed vole), 2646 nucleotides. RefSeq names its product transcription factor SPT20 homolog. NCBI's taxonomy places the organism in Eukaryota, Metazoa, Chordata, Mammalia, Rodentia, Cricetidae. The record is from RefSeq and is a predicted model, not a curated record. The transcript is spliced from 2 exons. Gene Ontology annotation, biological process: regulation of transcription by RNA polymerase II. Gene Ontology annotation, molecular function: transcription coregulator activity. Bases 1 to 2646 code for a protein of 881 amino acids. Gene Ontology annotation, cellular component: SAGA complex.